UAAACAUGAGAAAGUCCAUUGACCUUUGACACAAAAUGGUUGCCUUUGGUUCACGUAAGACAUUCCACGCGUCAUUUUAGGAAAGGAAAUCAGAAACUUAAAUUCCUGGACAAGCAAAAUGUACAACAGAGCGACGGGGACAUCAUCAGGGUCACAGGGGACGGUUUCUGUGAACAUUCCCGCUGAAAAUGUCGACAAAACUCUCCCCGACGUAGUGCCGGAUAAGGGCUCGGCACUGUGGAAUCGAGUUCAUUUGGGGACUGAAUCUCUGUCAAUGGAAAACUUCCACCCAUUUAAGUCCCAGGCAGGACUUCUGACCAGAGCCGCAAGGGAAGUUGGGAGAGUGUUAGCAGAGAGAAGGGCCAGGAGGGUGAUGUUCAUAGCAGUGCUGAAUGUGCUGUGUACCCUGGUGUUGUUUGUGUGGUGUAGGACCACAGGGAGUAUGGCUCUGCUGGCAUAUACUUACCUCACUGUGUUUGACAUCCUGUGCCUGGUCACAUGUUUGAUCAGCAUCUGGGUUUCAAUACAGAAGCCAACUCCUGCAUUCUCAUUUGGAUAUGAAAGAUUUGAGGUCCUUGCAGUGUUUACCAGCACAACGUUGGCCCAGCUGGGGCAACUGUUUGUGGUUAAAGAAAGUAUUGAAAGGCUGCUGCACCAUCAUGAUGUCCACACGGGUAGACUGUUGGUCGGCACGGCCUUUGGCUUUGCUGUCCACUUUGUGUCUACCUACUUUGUCACCAACAAGGCAUUCCAGCAUGUGUCUGAGGCCUCUAGCUCCAGUUGGCUACAGGAGCAUGUUGCAGACAUAAGUAGAAGUCUGUGCAGCGUUAUUCCAGGACUGAGUACCUUGUUACUACCCAGGAUCAACCCCCUGCCUCUCAUUGCUGUUGCAGGGGCCCUGGCCCUCUUCAUCACAGACAUGCUCAUAGAGAUCAACAAUUAUUUCCGUGCAGAUACAUUUGCAGCCAUCUCCAUAGCCAUCAUGACCGUCGGCACCAUGUUCCCCAUGUCUGUGUACAGUGGCAGGAUUCUCCUACAGACGACUCCAUCUCAUAUAAUAGGACAGUUGGACAAAUGUCUGAGAGAGGCAUCAACUCUGGAUGGGGUGCUGGAAUUCAGAAAUGAACAUUUCUGGACUGUCUCAUUUGGAACUUUGGCUGGCUCACUUCAUGUUAGGAUCAGAAGAGAUGCAAAUGAGCAGAUGGUUUUGGCACAUGUAACCAAUCGCCUGUCCAACCUGGUGACUGUACUGACCAUCCACAUCUUCAAGGACGACUGGACAAGAGCAUCCCUGUCUUCCUCCAGCUACGCCCCCCGCCAGCCAUACACUAGCACACCUGCCAAACCUGGACUGGACUCCUCUGUCCCGGCCAUCAACCCUUUCCAGUCCCUCCCUCCCCUCGCCCCUAACCUGUCCACCAUCACCCCCAUAGGUUCCCCUGCAGGCCCCUCCCUGCACCAGCCUGGCACCAGGCUGUACGGUACUGGCACCACUGCACCCAGUCACAUGACCCUGGGGCCUGCCGCUAAUACUGGGGGCAGGAUACCACUCAGGACCUAUCAGCCUACUGAUCUAUUUGGUGCUAGCGGUGGGGCUGGACAAAAGUCAACAACAGAACAUGGUCACAGUCACAGUCAUAGAUGAAAAGGCCCUGGAUAUAUGUAUAUUUCAUCAUGUUUAUACUGUAUGUACAUUGUAUGUAGGAUUCUGCGCAGUUCUUAAAGCUAAGGAUAGAAAAAAAACAUGUUGUUGUGACUGUGUCAACAUACACCUAAGAUGGUUUAAGUGAAUGCAGUUCAGCAGUAGCAACUACCUAACCAUGUCAUAGUGUUGGUUACAGGUAAUAGGCCAAUUCAGCAUGUGGAAGCAUCAUAAUGGUAUUCUUACCAUCCUUAGUAAAUAUAUGAUAUACAGGCCAGUUGUGUUUACUAAGUGUAUGUUACAUGUAUGUUACCUGUUAAUGUAUUGAACCUGUAAGAACUUGAAAGACCUUUCAAAGUUUCCUAUCUUAGACAGUGAUAGAACCAUCUACCAACUAAAAGUGAAUCAUAAUAAUCACUAUUUAUUGUACUACUAUAUACAACACAGGGAAAUGUCAUUGAAUUUUCUACAGUAACAUUUGCUAGGAUCACAUGACAACAUUAUGCAUUUAUCAAGCAGGUACUGUACCCUACUAACAUUAAUUCAUUUACUUCCAAAAUAAAAAUGAGGUUUCCUUCAAGUCA
Branchiostoma floridae (Florida lancelet) is the source of this 2226-nucleotide messenger RNA. RefSeq names its product zinc transporter 6-A-like. Gene Ontology annotation, biological process: transmembrane transport; monoatomic cation transport. Gene Ontology annotation, cellular component: membrane. The record is from RefSeq and is a predicted model, not a curated record. NCBI's taxonomy places the organism in Eukaryota, Metazoa, Chordata, Leptocardii, Amphioxiformes, Branchiostomatidae. The coding region runs from base 119 to 1645 and encodes 508 amino acids. The transcript has 16 exons. Gene Ontology annotation, molecular function: monoatomic cation transmembrane transporter activity.